Molecule: messenger RNA, 1622 nt
Organism: Moneuplotes crassus
Lineage: Eukaryota; Ciliophora; Spirotrichea; Euplotida; Euplotidae
Source: the annotation of a GenBank genome assembly
UGUUUUCCAGCAGACAUUUAGUUCAAAGUUUGGAGAAUGCUAUUGAGGUUGGGAAGGUUAAGGGAGCUUUGGUGAGGGGGAAGAAAGUUGUUGUGCCCGUUAAAGGUAUUUCUGCAGAAGGUGGGAAAUUUUGAGAAUGGGAUCAUGAACAAUCGAGGAACUCACAUUCUCGGAAUAGGGAUUGUAAUAAGCUCAAGCUAAGUAUUAGUCCCAGAAAUAAAUAAUUAUAACACUAAAAAGAGAAAAAGAAAAAUUAAUAAUUGCAAAACUGGUCGUAUGAAAGCAAAUAAAACAAGUUGAAGUAAAAUAGUUCCAAUUGAAGAGUUCAAAUCAGUCGCUUCAUGCAGAAGAAAAUAAAUACCAAAUUAACCUUGACCCUAACUCAACUGAAAAUAAAGCUCAAAUACACAAAUUGUCGAAAUCAGAAAGCCCCUCCGAGAAUCCGAGCUCUUGCACUAAAGAGCAGGAUGCAUCACUGCUAACGAUGAUUGAAAAGAAUAAUGACUCCACUGAUGAUACCAAGAUAGGCAUUGAAGUCAUGUCAUCGCUUAAUAAUAAUCCAGUUGAAGAAGACAAAGAUGAGGUUCAAACUUGUAGAAUCAGUAAAUCUUCCAGUAAAAGUGUAUCCAACUCAGGAACGCCUCUGAAUGCUUCUAAGCAGAUGAUCUUCGACGGAGGCCUUCCAAUCUCUCAGGAUAAGAUCAGUAGGAUGUUUUAUGGUAAAAGUAUUAAGAAGGAACAGAGCACUAGGGGUAGAAAUCCUAAACUGAACAAACCUAAGCCAUAUUCAAAGAAGUUUAGCAUUUCUAAGAAUACUCUGGAAAAGCAAUCUUUUCGUAGCUCAAGAGAGAGGGUGAACUACAGGACAAGUCAGGGGUAUAUUAAAUAAGCUUAAGGCUCAUAAGUCUUCUAUUCCGAGCGGCACGCUUAACUCAAAAUAGCCUGAAUUAUUACACAAAAGGAACUUCGAAAUCGAAUGCUAAAACUCAGCUGAAGUUUUAUAUAAAUCAGACUUAUAAAACCCAUAUUAGUGCGAAUCAGCUGGUUAUACAUAAUAUGGCUGGAAAGAAGGACCAUACUAUCGAUCUAAGUGUGCCAAAGGCUAAGAAGAGUACUAAGAUCCGCUCAACUCAAAAAGUUGCCACAAAGGCAGGGCUUUGCAAAAAUAGCGCUAGGGUAGCCUCCUCUUUUACAAAAAGACUUAGCAGUAAGGCCUCAAAGCCACUGGUUUGAAUGGUGAAGUACCCAAAUGUAUCAACGAAAUUCUUAAAAUCGAAGCGAGAAAAAUUGAAUUUAACCAGCAAGACUGAUCAUUUUAACUCAAAUUCAAGUCUAAGCCAACUAAAUAGGACUGUAUCGAAAGCAUCUCAUUUUUCAUCAAAAGAAAAACCAAAGAAGACUGCGGUCAAGGCUAACAAACCAUUAACCAGUAGCCUUUUAAAAACUAAUUUUCUUCAAAAUAAAUUUGAUGCUAAGAAAAAGAUAGUUAAUAAAUCCAUGGAGAAUAAAUUUAGAAAGUUGACUGUAUUAAAAACAAAGAAAAGACAAAAAAUUAUCAAGAAAGCAGUGUGAAAGAAGCAGAAAGAGGACAGUACGAGUAACCUCUCAAAAUUUUUGUAAGC